Mycotypha africana is the source of this 3396-nucleotide messenger RNA. Its product is annotated as chitin synthase-domain-containing protein. Gene Ontology annotation, cellular component: cell septum; cell periphery. The record is from RefSeq and is a predicted model, not a curated record. Lineage: Eukaryota; Fungi; Mucoromycota; Mucoromycetes; Mucorales; Mycotyphaceae. Bases 1 to 3396 code for a protein of 1131 amino acids. The transcript has 2 exons. Gene Ontology annotation, molecular function: chitin synthase activity.
AUGGCCUUUAUUGCCUUUCUAACGUUUGGUUUACAAAGUGCUGCUUGUCCUCCUCAACCCAUCACUUUGAAAGGAGGUCAAGUGGUGCCUGGCUUCCUCAUUGUCAAAGGCUGGGCAUAUCAACUCACCCGUUGGAACGGACAACCGCCCACAGGCCACUCAAAGGAAAAACUAAACCACAUUUUCCCUCGCGUCAACGAUACUUCUACGGAUGCCACCUUUUUGUUCCCUGAAAAGAUAUCCGCAUGUGAUGGAGUUUAUAUCCCUCUGCAAGGAGAUCAACCCAACUACUUUCCAUGCCAACUUUUCGAUCCCAAUGACACUGUUCCACCAGAACCUUCCACUUAUACCAAUACCACCGCUUGCCAUACCAACGAUGCUGCCAAGAAAAUGUUGGAGGCUUUUACCUAUGAUGGUGUUCCUACCAAUACCGGAACAGUCAAGAAAGCCCCUGUUUUCUUUAAAUAUGAAGAUGUCAAUAGCACGACCAGCCUUAUGCUUUAUAAUGGACAUGUCUUGAAUUUGAAAUUGCUACAAUCGUUGCCCAGAGAUUAUUUUAAAGUGCCAGAAAAUGGACUGAUCGACCGUAUGCUAAAACAACCCGACAUGUUUGUAGGCAAAGAUAUGACGUAUGCUAUCGAUGCCCACCGUGAACAAGGAGUGAACUGGAAAAAGGAAGUAGAAUGUUUGUCUGAAACCAUUCGUGUCGGUCAAAUCGACACCAUGUCGAGUGGCUGUAUGUUUUCGGAAAUCAUUCUCUACGUUUCUUUGAUUGUCAUUUUGGGCAUCAUCUUUGCCAAGUUCUUCUUGGCGACCCUCUUUGGAUGGUGUCUGUCGUGGAAGUUGGGCACGUUUAAGGAAGAAAAGUCGUAUGCUGCCAGAAGAGCGCGUGAAGAGCAGAUCGAAAACUGGACAGACAACAUGCAUAACAAUGGCCCUGUCAUGAAAGCACCUGCGCCUCCCUCCUCUCACAAAAAGCAUUUCAAGCGCAAGACUUUCCUACCUACCAAUUCACGUUUCACUCCUGUCGAACAUGGUGCUACCAAGUUUGACUUUGCUGAAAGAUCUCCUCUUCCUGCGUGGAAGUAUAACAACAACAACAACAACAACACGAAUAGCACCGGUGGCUCCAUCGUUCGACCUGACUCGAUGGCUUCCUUUUCUCCGUCUUUCAUCAACAACUCACCCAAUCAUCGUGCAUCCACCACUUCCUUCGGUAGCAACUUUCUCACACCAGGUGUCUCUUCCUUCUCUUGGGAUGGCCGUAGCAGCGAUUCCCUGAGUCUUCACCCCCAUAACCACCACCACCACCAUGCACAGGGUCCCAACGGUAACGGUCCCGCCUGUCCUUAUCCUCUCUCGCCUUUCGUCGUGCCCAAGCCUCCUGCCGAUUACAUGCCCUUCAACUACCCUCUUGCCUACACCAUGUGUCUCGUCACUUGUUACUCGGAAGGUGAAGACGGUAUUCGUUGCACCUUGGACUCCAUUGCCACAAGUGAUUAUCCCAAGAGUCAUACCUUGAUGUUGGUCAUCUGCGAUGGUUUGAUUACCGGCAGUGGCGAAAGUCAGUCGACACCGGAUAUUUGUGUGGGUAUGAUGCGCGAUUUCAUUGUGCCUCCUGAACAGGUGGAACCCCAGCCUUACAUUGCUAUUGGCGAUGGUGCCAAGGGGAACAAUCGCGCCAAGGUCUAUGCUGGUUUUUACAAGUACGACGACAACACCGUGCCUCCCGAACAACAAGCGCGCGUGCCCAUGAUCACCGUCGUGAAGUGCGGUAUGCCUGAAGAAACCGAUGCCCCCAAGCCUGGUAACCGUGGCAAGAGAGAUUCUCAGAUUGUCCUGAUGCAAUUCUUGCAACACGUCAUGUUUGAUGAACGUAUGACCCGCUUUGAAUACGAAUUCUUCAAUGCCAUUUGGCGUGUCACCGGUGUGCCCGCCGAUAACUUUGAAAUCUGUCUCAUGGUGGACGCGGACACGAAGCUGUUCCCUGACGCUCUGUCGCGUUUGAUCUCGGCGGCUGUCAAGGAUCCUGACAUUUCCGGUCUCUGCGGUGAAACUCGGAUUGCGAAUAAGAAGGACAGUUGGGUGACCAUGAUCCAAGUGUUUGAAUACUAUAUCUCCCAUCAUCAAUCCAAGGCGUUCGAAUCCAUCUUUGGCGGUGUCACCUGCUUACCCGGUUGUUUCUGUAUGUAUCGUAUCAAGGCUCCCAAGGGCCCCAAUGGCUACUGGGUGCCUAUUCUCGCCAACCCCGAUAUUGUCCAACACUACUCUGAAAACGUCGUCGACACCUUGCAUCGGAAGAAUUUGCUGCUGCUCGGUGAAGAUCGUUAUUUGACAACCCUCAUGUUGCGUACCUUCCCCAACCGUAAGAUGAUGUUCAUUCCCCAGGCUGUAUGUAAGACGGUCGUGCCUGACUCUUUCAAAGUAUUGUUGUCGCAGCGUCGUCGUUGGAUCAACUCGACGAUCCACAACUUGUUUGAACUCGUGCUGGUCAACGAUCUCUGUGGUACUUUCUGUUUCUCGAUGCAGUUCUUUGUCUUUAUUGAACUGAUUGGUACCUUGGCCUUGCCCGCUGCUAUCACCUUCACCUUGUAUGUCAUCAUUAUCUCGAUCAUCGGUCCCCCUGCUACCAUGCCUUUGAUUUUGCUGGCUCUUAUUCUCGGUCUCCCGGCUCUUUUGAUUGGCAUUACCAGUAAGCGAUGGGUGUACAUUGGUUGGAUGCUGAUUUACCUGUGCAGUCUCCCCAUUUGGAAUUUCGUGCUGCCUGCUUAUGCCUACUGGCAUUUCGAUGAUUUCUCCUGGGGCGAUACGCGUAAGGUCGAAGGUGUCAAGAAAGAUACAGGCCAUGGCGGCGAAGGCGGCCAAUUCGACAGUAGUAUUUUCACCAUGAAGAAAUGGAGUGAAUAUGAAAUGGAACGUAGAACCAAAUAUGCAAAGGAGCACAAGUUGCCUAUACCUCGCUUUGUAGAGCAUAAUAGAAGCGUUGAUGUCUUUAGAGAAACGGAAUAUGAUGACCCUAUGAAUAGAAGAUACAGCGACAUUUCCAACGGAAGCGCAAAAAUUCCUUUGACACAACAAAUGGAUUAUACCAAUGCUCGUUAUAGAUCCGAAGCUCCCUCCUCUUCUACGCCGCUCGGUAUUGUGCCUGGUAGAGGCGUUCAAUUGUCUGAUCCACCUGCUCCUAUUCAUUUGAAUAACAACAGCAACAGCAACAACAACAACAAUCCUUACAACUUUGAUGAAAUGUACUCAACAGACCGUAACAGCCAUGUGCCACCCCAUGCAGAAGGUCAGUGGAUUCAGCAAUCGGCUCAUGACAAUAACUGGGCAGAUCCUGCUCCUCAUCAUGCCAAUGCCGCAUUUGAAGAAGCCGACUACCAAAACUAUCCACGUUAA